Messenger RNA from Melampsora larici-populina 98AG31, 3715 nucleotides. RefSeq lists its product as uncharacterized. Gene Ontology annotation, molecular function: nuclear import signal receptor activity; small GTPase binding. Lineage: Eukaryota; Fungi; Basidiomycota; Pucciniomycetes; Pucciniales; Melampsoraceae. The coding region runs from base 73 to 3327 and encodes 1084 amino acids. Gene Ontology annotation, cellular component: cytoplasm; nucleus. The transcript is spliced from 10 exons. Gene Ontology annotation, biological process: protein import into nucleus. The record is from RefSeq and is a predicted model, not a curated record.
CCUAAACUUGAUUGCAUCCAUCCAUUCCCGUCACUCUCUAUCUAAUCUAACGAACUUCACUUAUCAUUCAUCAUGGAUCCUCAGUACUUGCAGCAACUUCAAACGUGUCUAGAACAAAUCGCUUCCCCUAGUGGAACUGAUGGUAUCAAGGAGGCCACCCAAGCUCUGAAUGAACAUUUCUAUAAAUCACCUCAGGCCAUCCCCGGUCUUGUCGAGCUUCUCUCCGCAUCCCCCAACCCUUCAGUACGUCAACUAUCUGCAGUUGAACUUCGAAAACGUAUCUUAGUCGCCAAACGCAAACAUUACAAGCGACUCGAUGACUCUGUUCGGGUUACAAUCAAAGCACGCCUUCUUGAGCUUAUCACCUCUGAAACCGUCUCUCUCACCCGACAUGCUAUCAGUCGAGUAGUUGCUGAGAUUGCUGAGCUCGAGCUUCCAGAACGCACAUGGCCAGAGCUGCUCAACUUCCUCAUCGCAGCCACUGAUAGUUCGGUGGCUACUGAACGAGAGAUUUCCGUCUUCACCCUUCACGCCAUGAUGGAUACCAUUGUCUCUUGUUUCCCGGAACAUCUGCCUCAGAUCUACGCCCUUUUCUCUAAAACUCUUCAAGAUCCCGAGAGUCUCGCUGUCAGAGUCAGCACCUUGCAAGCUCUCGGACGUGUGGCUGAGUACAUCGAACUUGACGAAGAGUCUUCUAUUACUACGUUCCAGUCUAUGAUUCCCCAGAUGCUUGCAGUCAUUGGUCAGACUAUGGAGGCCAACGAUGAAGCUUCAGCAAAGAUCGGAUUCGACACACUCGAAACAUUACUUAUCAUUGAAGUGCCACUUAUCAAUGCUCACUUCGAUCAAGCUGUCCAAUUUAACUGUACUAUUGGAAGCAACAAAGCUUUGGACGAGUCAUUUCGUAACAUGGCUUUGAAUUGCUUACUCUGGAGCAUUAAAUUCAAAAAGACUAAAAUCGCUUCAUUAAACCUCAUCAAACCUAUUGUUGAUGCCUUGAUCAUCAUCGGCACUGAGGACGAACCGGAGGAUCCCGAAGAUGAUUCAGUCGCUCGGACCGCCUUUCAAUGCUUGGAUGCUCUUGCUACCUCUCUUUCUCCCCAAUCCGUUUUCCCUGUUCUUUUCGCCCACAUCCAAGAAUGCUUCCCUAGUCCUGAUCCUACGCUUCGCAAGUCGGCUGUCAUGGCCCUUGGAGUCGCUGUCGAAGGGUGCUCCCAAUUUAUUCAGCCUCAUCUCGAACAACUAUGGCCUUUCAUCGAAUCUGGCCUCGAAGAUCCUGAUUCACGUGUCCGAAGAGCUGCUUGUACCGCUCUAUCUUGCAUCAGCGAGAUGUUGAUUGAAGAAUGUGGAACGAGGCAUUCAAUUCUCAUGCCACGAAUCUCUGCCCUGCUGAACGAUCCCGAAUGUCAACGUAAUGCGAUGACUGCGCUCGAUGGACUUCUAGAAGUCUUUGAUGAUCAAACCAUCGGUCUCUACUUGAAUCCCUUGAUGGAACGCCUCGUCCCUAUGAUCGACUCUACCCCUCUCAAACUCAAAGGUACAGUCAUCGGUGCCAUUGGCUCUGCUGCCUAUGCGGCCAAGGCUGGCUUUGAACCUUACUUCGAUGUCUGCAUGCAGCGCAUCACUCCUUUCCUAUCUCUCAAGGGUGAAAGUGAUGAAGCUGAACUUCGUGGUGUGGUUCAAGACACUGUUGGUACUUUGGCUUCUGCUGUUGGCAAGGAGAAAUUCAGACCUUUCCUCGAGGGUUGUUUGAAUGUCGCCUUCGAAGCUAUCGACAUGGAGAACCCCAGCCUCCGAGAAUGCUCGAUCAUCUUCUUCGGUACUCUCGCUAAGGUUUACGAACAAGAAUUUGUGCCUUACUUACCUCGCGUGAUGCCCGCUGUAUUGCAUAGUCUUGGUCAGGAAGAAGAGGAUGGAGCCGCUACUUUACCAACUGAAGCUGUUGCAGGUUUCAAAGCUGGUGAUGAUGAAGAGGAUGAGGCGGAGGUUGAUGAUGAAGAUGGGUUUGUUGACAUGGAGGAUCUCUCACUUGACGAUGAAGACUUGAUGAAAGUCACCACUUCUGUUGCUGUCGAAAAGUCGGUCGCUGCCGAUACGCUCUCUGAAUUAUUCGAACAUACGAAGACCAACUUCUUGCCAUACCUCGAGAACGCAAUCAAAGGCCUCAUGCCUCUCCUUACUCACUUCUAUCCGACCACCCGCAAAGCUGCUGCCACCACCUUAUUGUCAUUCAUUUCCAUUGCCCAUGACCUCACCGACCCGCCGAAGUUGGAGCCUGGACUCGCCAACAUUCGUCUUUCCGAUGACGUUCAGAAGCUAAUCGCUUUGAUCGUUCCUCAAAUCAUGAAGAUAUGGCAGGAAUGCGAUGAAUGCGACGUUCUCAGUGACGUAUGUUCAUCAUUGUCUGCUGUUGUCGCCAAUGUUGGAGCCGGAGUCGUCAGCUCAACACACCUCGACGAGACCUGUCACUUCCUCCUACAAGUUCUGGAACGCAAGUCGCCAGCACAAAUCGACUGUGGAUUUGACGACGGAUCAGUAUCAGGCGAACUUUCAGAAGUUGAAUCACAUCUGAUAGGGUGUGCCACCGAUCUAGUUGGAACCUUUGCGACUGUCCUUGGAGCAGACUUUGCUCAAGCCUUUGUCCAAUUCCUUCCAUGGAUCGUCAAGUACUACGACCCAAUGUAUUCCGCCACAGAUCGAAACAAUGCCAUUGGCUCGCUUGCCGAAGUCAUCAAUGGUCUCGGAGCUUCGAUUGGCCCCUUCAUUGAAGAACUUUUGCCACUCGGUCUUCGUGCUAUUGCUGAUGAAGAUGUCGAAGUCCGAAGCAACGCUGCUUUUUACUUGGGAUCACUAGCUUUCUGGUCCGAGGUUGAUCUCUCCUCGCAGUAUAUUGAGAUCCUCAAAGGUCUUCAGCCACUCUUCACCGUGCCUGACAACUCUUUUAGAGAAAAGAGCGAGCGUGCCAGGGAUAACGCUGCUGGUGCAGUUGCCAGGAUGAUCAUCAAGAACAAGGCCGCAUUACCAUUGGAACAGGUUCUACCGCUGUACUUCGAGGCCCUCCCCCUCAAGCAAGACUUUGCUGAAUCAGCCAAGUGCUUUGACGCUGUGAUUCUAUUGAUCCGCGAACAGCAUCCAUUAGUUCAACCUCACUUUGAUCACAUCCUCGCUGUCUUCGCACACGUCCUCCCCACUGCUACUCCUCCUGCUCCGGAAGAGAAGGCCAUGAUCACCAUCGAGACGCGUGCCAAGAUUGUUCAGUUACUCCAAGAUUUGAAUACUCAAGUACCUGAUCAAUUGGCAGCAAGGGGUUUGAACACCUACUUCUAAUGUGUUAAGAUAAUGAAGGAUGAACUUAUCUUCAGAUGUAUCUCAUGGAAAUCAAAGUUAUCAAUUGCCAUUUCUUAAAAAACUAGCUUUUUCCUCACGUCGCACAACAAAACAUAUUUCGUAUUUGCUUCCGAUUCGAUACCUUCUUUCUUUCGACACUCACUUUUUGAUAUCUUUUUUUUAAUUUACAUCAUCUUUUCAAAGUAGUCGUAUCAACGUUUUGAAUCAUAUUAUAACAUACACGUAACUCUUAUAUACUCCGGGAGGCAAUUUUUCUGUCUUCCAAUUUUUUUUUAGAAACUCAUUUUGAUAAUUUGGCUUUUUUCUUUUCGCCUUCUCUUGAGUGAUUAGAGUGGGUUCUUCAGAAAUUGAUUGAUUGGAUUCUAUU